Molecule: messenger RNA, 1599 nt
Organism: Closterium sp. NIES-65
Lineage: Eukaryota; Viridiplantae; Streptophyta; Zygnematophyceae; Desmidiales; Closteriaceae
Source: the annotation of a GenBank genome assembly
AUGGCGAUUUGGAAAUCGACCCACAUGGCUGGACGGGCAAGAAUGGCGGCGAGACACGCUUCCCCGCCCAGGUACCUAUCUUGCUCUGUGCUGGUUUCUCUUCUUUGUUGUCUCCCUCUCCAUGGGUCCGUCUCUCUUCCCUGCUGUCCUCCUUGCCGUCUCGCUCCCGGCUUGCCUCUCUUCCUCUUUAACUACUCGGACCGCCGUUUACACGGGAUCUUUGAGGCGUUUCCUCCUCCUCUCUCUACCAGUCUCUCGUCCCUGCUGUUUCUCCAAAGGUCUGCCUGCCGUCCCCUCCCCGGUGUAUCUCCCGGCAUGCCUCUCUUCCUCUUCAACUUCUCGGAUCGCCGCCUGCAUGGGGUGUUCGAGGCGGUCAGCCAUGGAGAUUUGGAGAUUGACCCUCAUGGGUGGACGGGCAGGAAUGGUGGCGAGACACGCUUCCCCACCCAGGUAGCCUGCUUCCUCUUCAACUAUUUGGACCGCCGCCUGCACGGAAUCUUUGAGGCGGUGAGCCAUGGAGAUUUGGAAAUCGACCCGCAUGGCUGGACGGCCAGGAACGGCGGCGAGACACGCUUCCCCGCCCAGGUACCCUCGUUACUCUCUGUCUGCUGGUCUCCCUUCCCUGGUCUCUUCUUGCUCUCUUCUGGUAUCUCUUCUCUGUUGUCUCCCUCCUCAAGGGCCCACCUCUCUUUUCUGGCCUCUCUUCCCCAGCCUCUUUUUCUCCCUCCCGGCAUGCCUCUCUUCCUCUUCAACUACUCGGAUCGCCGCUUACACGGGGUGUUUGAGGCAGUCGGCCACGGAGAUCUGGAGAUCGACCCUCAUGGCUGGAUGGGCAGGAAUGGCGGCGAGACACGCUUCCCCGCCCAGGUAGGUACCCUCCCUGCUCUUUCCUUCUUUCUAUUCUCUGGUCCCUUUGCAAAUCGCAAGCCUCUCGUCGCUGCUGUCUCUCCAAGGGGCCGCCUCUCUUCCCUGGUCUCUCCUCCCUACACUCCGUCUCCCAGCAUGCCUCCCUUUCUCUCUAACUACUUGCACCGCCCAGGGGCUUGCAAGGAGUGCGGGUUCGUUUGCGUCACAACUGUGAAGUUCCGUCUGCGCCACAAGUGUUCCCCUCUCCCUGAGACCACCUACGGCCCGGCCCUAUCAGCCAACUACUACUCUGUCACGCACUUCAUGUUCGAAUUAGGCCACCAGCAGACCCACCUGGUGAAGGUUCGUCUGCACCACAAGUUUUCCCCUGUCCCUGAGAGCACCUACGGCCCGACCCUAUCAGCCAACUACUACUCCCCCACACACUUAUUCUUCGAAUUGGACCACCAGCAAACCCAGAAGCUCCUCGCUCUCUACUGCAAGCACACCCCUGCCGCUGGCCCCUCCCGCCCUAGCACGUGCUCCCCUCUCCCCGAGACCGCCUACGGCCCAGCCCUCAACUACUACUCCCCCACGCACUUCUUUUUCGAAUUGGACCACCAGCAGACCCAGAAGCUCCUCGCUCUCUACUGCAAGCACUCCCCUGCCGCUGGCCCAUCCCGCCCCAGCCCAUCUUUUGAUUCUCAACCCAAGUCAACGCAUCUUCUGUGCCCUGGGUUCAUCUUCUCCUAG